CCUGCAAGGUCUCUGUUAAAUGUCCAGAAACCAAACCUCAGAUCGAUGAAGCCUGUUCAAGGGUGUCUAUACAUAUAUAACAUCCACAACAGUCGAAGAAUCUAUAUAUAUAUAUAUAUAUAUGUAUAUCAAUUAAGCUGUAAAUAAACUGUAGUGUUGUAGAGGAAGCUUAGGAUUGUUUGAAAUCAGGGAAGAAUUGAAGAUAAACCAAAGUAACCGAAGGCGUCGUCGCAAUGGGUUUUCGAACCGGUGCAUCGAUUGUGGGAGCCUUUGGUCUGAUCUGCACGGACAUCAUGACGGGGUACGUUAUGCGAGUGCUGAGUACUUAUCUGACCGACGCUUGGGGGCUUAACUUCACUCACUCGGCAGCCAUUGUAAAUAUGUGGGAAGGCUUGGCUAAGAUGUUGCCUUUGGCGAUUGCCCUCAUUUCUUCUUUGUUUCCUAAUCCAUUGCUUGUGCCUAUUCUAUGCACCAUAUCCUAUGCCAUUGGCUGGAUCUUGAUGACCCUGUCGACGCCACCUCUGUUGGCACGAUCCACAGGCACGUGCAGCGACUACCAACCCGACUGCAUCGGGCACACUCAGAAAGUCUUGUUCUACAUAGGAUUCCCCAUGGUCACCGUUGGAAUGAGCAGCAUUGUCGUCCUCGUUGCAUUUAUAUUUGGAGAUGACAAAGAAGAUGAUGACGAAUCGCGAGAGAUGAUCGGCGGGGAUAUCGCAAGUCACCCACUUUUAGGUUUUCCGAAUUAUAUUAUCAACAUUGCCCUCUCCUACAUAAAGCCUUGGUCAGCUCGUUUUGCAAUCCCUUCAUUUUUCUCGGUUAUAUCCGUGUCCUUAUUUUUAUUGGUGCCGUAUAAGGAGAAAGGAGAAAUGUUGUCCGAUGGUAUCGACGGAUUGGCUAAAGAGAGCCCUCUAACGCGAGCCAUGAGAGUCUUGGUAGCCUCGGUUUCGAAGCUCCGCCAUAAACUUGAUGAUCAAACCCGACUUCACGAACAGGGAAAUAGGCGAACCUCAUUGCCCCGUACUCGGGGACUCAGAUUCUUGGACAAAGCCGCCAUCAUAGUGGCCGGCAAAAGCCCGGAGGAACAAGAGAAGCAUAAAUGGACAUUGUGCACUAUUACUGACGUCGAAAAGACCAAACUCGCGAUCCGUAUGGCUCCCUUAAUCCCAUCCAUCAUUCUUUGCGGCGUCAUAAUCUCCAUCGGCAACACCUACUUCAUAGAGCAAGCCAACAACCUCAACCCGAAGAUCGGGAAAUGGAAGACCUCGACAUCCUACCUUCUCGCCGCCUACGAUUCCACAAAGCAAUCCAUGGUUGCAUUCACUUUCCUAUUCCAACUAGCAUCCCCUCGUUCCGGGAUUUGUACAGCGAUGUUUUUAUCAGUGCUGUGCUGCAUCACGGCUGCCAAAGUCGAGCGAAGGAGGCUGCACGUCAUCGCGCGCCACGGCUUGAUUGACAAGCCCGACCAGAGAAUCCCGAUGAGCAUGUACUGGAUGCUCCCGCAGUUCAUCCUUCUCGCCAUGGUCGAUUCCCUACUUGAAGCAAAUGUGAAGUCGUUCAUCAUCAGACGCUACAAAAAGGCGUCGCGGCUGCUUUAUCCACUUCUGUUCGCUCGGGCAAUCACCGGCGCGGGAAUCUUGGGCGGCAUUUUGUCCGUUCAUUUGGCCGGAAAGUUCAGCAAGCGUGUCGGCCGGAAGGUGAAUUGGUUUCAGGAAACACUGAACCGGAGCCGAAUGGACCAUUAUUACUGGGCAUUGGCUGUGCUCUGUGCAGCUAAUUUUGUGCUGUUUCUUGCGCUGUCGUUCUACUUCAAGUGCAGAUCAGGCCGUGAAUACAAAAUCGAAGGUACGUCACAUAAAAAAGAAUCAGAAAACCAAUCGCGGGACAUUGGCGGUGAGGAUGAGGAGAAGCCGGAGACGAUGGAGACGGUGGCGGAAGCUGCCGCGGAGUUCAUAGAAGUUGUGGCCGAAGCUGAAGCAGACGGUGACGAUGAUUAAGACUGCAUUUGUUUUGCAGUUUAUAUAUAUAUAUAUAUAUAUCUUGAAAUUUAUUUUCUGAGCAACUUCACUCUAAAAAUAUGUACUUAAGGGUCGUUUGAUGGACUUUUUUGGUACAAUAGGAUUUAUAUGUGAUGGGAUUUAUUAUAUUCAGGAUUUA
This is a messenger RNA of Andrographis paniculata, 2157 nucleotides long. Its product is annotated as protein NRT1/ PTR FAMILY 5.5-like. Gene Ontology annotation, biological process: transmembrane transport. The transcript is spliced from 5 exons. Gene Ontology annotation, cellular component: membrane. Gene Ontology annotation, molecular function: transmembrane transporter activity. Lineage: Eukaryota; Viridiplantae; Streptophyta; Magnoliopsida; Lamiales; Acanthaceae. The record is from RefSeq and is a predicted model, not a curated record. Bases 234 to 1997 code for a protein of 587 amino acids.